Molecule: messenger RNA, 813 nt
Organism: Peronospora farinosa
Lineage: Eukaryota; Oomycota; Peronosporomycetes; Peronosporales; Peronosporaceae
Source: the annotation of a GenBank genome assembly
AUGAUGAACCGCGCCAAGUUGUUGCAACGUGCUGCUAAGGUGGGCGCCGGAGCUCUAUUGGGCGGAUCGGUGCUUACUGGUGUCACAGCCUUCAGCAGCGAUCAGAUUGAGGCGCUGCAUUACGGUUUUGAUCACCAGGGCCCGCUGUCCUCGUUUGACUACGCCAGUGUACGUCGCGGCUACCAAGUGUACCGCGAGGUUUGCGCGUCAUGCCACAGUUUGGACCGCAUCUGUUUUCGUAACUUGGUGGGCGUGACUCACACGGAGGAGGAGCUAAAGGAGAUUGCGGCCGAUAUAGAUGUCACUGAUGGACCUAACGACCAAGGUGAAAUGUUUGACCGCCCCGGCAAACUUUCGGACCCGCUUCCCCGGCCGUACCCUAAUGAUGAGGCAGCCGCUGCUGCCAAUAAUGGUGCCAUUCCGCCGGAUCUUUCAUUGAUGGUCAAGGCUCGUCACGCUGGCGCCGACUAUCUUUUCGCAUUGCUUACGGGUUAUGUAGACCCGCCUGAAGGAAUGGAGCUACUGGAUGGCCUCUACUACAACCCAUAUUUUGGAGGUGGUGCUAUCGCCAUGGAGCGUCAGUUGCAGGACGGCCAGAUCGAGUACGAAGACGGCACGCCGUCUACGACGUCGCAGAUGGCGAAAGAUGUGUCGGUUUUCCUUGCAUGGGCCUCUGAGCCGGAGCACGACGUGCGAAAGAAACAGGGCAUGCAGAUAACUGUGGCCUUGGCGGCAUUGUGUGCGCUGACGGGUUACUACAAGCGCCUCAAAUGGGCGCCGCUGAAGACCCGUAAAAUUACCUACACCAAGUAA